ACUGCACUUCGGGCUUUUCCUCUUUGUCUAUCCGAGUUUGCAACAGUUUGUCAGUUUCUAGAAAAUUUACAAUUUUGUUACUUAUCAUUUAUGGUUACUUAUCUACGUAGUACAAAAGUGUAUUAGUAGUAAACUUAAAUUACCAGGGAGUAUACUGUAUAUUCGUUCAUCUUGCGAGUUUGUAGGUCCUAUUUUUCGUCUUUCGGUUUUCUUGUAAUCUUGUUGCUGAUUCGUUGCUGCUGCAGCCAGAAUGUCUGCGAAUCCCAGAAGCGAAGACCCCUUGAAGGCCUUCGAGAAGCUGUUUGGACGCGAUGAUACGGUGAUUAUCGGUGCUGUCCAUGUUGACGCUCUUCCCGGAUCCCCUUUGCACUCGAAAUCCCUCGACGACAUCAUCGCGCACGCGUGCAGCGACGCAGAGAAGUAUGUGAAACACGGCUUGGAUGGGUUGAUUUUCGAGAACACCAACGAUAUCCCCUAUCUGAAACAGGAACGGCUGUCACCGGAGACGACCGCCUGCAUGACGCGGGUGUGUGCGGAGGUGCGGCGCAAGUUCCCGCAGAUGCCGAUGGGUGUGCAGAUUCUGGCGGAGGCCAAUUUGGAAGCGAUGGCCGUGGCGCAGGCGUGUGAUUUGAAUUUUAUCCGAGCGGAGGGAUUCGUCUUCAGCUCCGUGGGGGAUCAGGGCAUUGUGGAUGCCUGUGCGGGGGAACUGCUGCGCUUCCGCAAGACCAUCGGAGCGGAGAGCGUCAAGAUUUUCGCCGAUAUUAGAAAGCACCACAACGCCCAUGCCAUCACCGCCGACCUGAAAGUGCAGGAUGUGGCGCAUGCGGCGGAGUUUUUUCUCGCUGACGGCGUGAUCAUCAGCGGCGAAAGGACGGGCAAAGCGGCAGAUCCCCAGGAGGCAGCUGUGACGAUGAAAAAAGUGGACAUCCCGGUGCUGCUGGGCUCGGGUGUCACGGCCGACACCCUGCACGCCUUCGCCAAUAAUUGUCACGGGAUGAUUGUGGGAUCGGAGUUCAAGAAGGGCGGCCUGUGGUACAACGACGUGGAUGAGGGCCGCGUUAAGAAAUUCAUGGACAACAUCCGCGAGCUGCGGGAGACGCUGGUUAAGGCGGAAAAGCACUCGCACCGGAAACCGGCCUUGACCGAUUAUGUGUGAGAAUUGGCGGAAAAUUGGCUGGUGUUGGAUGUUGUUGAGCUCAGCGAGAUUCGGUUAGAAAGACAGCCGGAAAUUCGGUUGUUUAUCCUAAUAAUUUCGCCUUUCUUUUUACCAGGUUGUUACUAAUGAAGUGUGAUGUUUUAUUCGAUUUUACUUGUACUGUUGCAUCUGUUUGGAUGGUAAAAUAAUGGUUGUUGUUCCUAAAUAAAAUGCAUUUUAAUGCAUAAAAUAAAAUGCAUUUUAAUACGAUCAUACGAAUGCCUCGAAGAAAUUACGGAAAUUUUGAAAAAUGUAGCAGAUUUAAUUCAAUAAUUAAUUUGAUUUAUUAAUUCGAUUCGUUGUGUUUCGCUGAUGUACAGAGGGUGAUUUCGCAAUAUGCGUAUGUAUGUGAUGAAUG
Molecule: messenger RNA, 1553 nt
Organism: Paramacrobiotus metropolitanus
Lineage: Eukaryota; Metazoa; Tardigrada; Eutardigrada; Parachela; Macrobiotidae
Exons: 5
Coding region: 251-1156 (301 amino acids)
Source: RefSeq, a predicted model, not a curated record